AUGGCGACAAGCGGAGAGAACCGCGCGGCAAUCAUUGCCUCGCUGUGCAUGGGCCGGCACGUGCUCCCCUAUCGUUCCGCGGCCCGUCCAAUCUGCGCCGACGCAAUGGACGAAGACAAGCUGUCCGCCUCAGCUGACAUGGCUGUCAACAAGGGCAAAGAAGACAGCAACUCGCUGUCUCAGCCUGAUAGCAACGUGGACGUGGCCAGCGUCCACGCAGUCACCAUCAUCAGCACAACUACGCGCCGCCGCUCUGGUGGUGGAGGGCGCGGCGGACGCUCACAGGGCGGCGGCGGCUCUCGUUGCCCGCCAAGGACCCCAGCCAUCCCUGUAGUGGCCGCCACGCCUCAUCGCACCGCCUCACGGUUCAUGGGCAGUGCCUCCUCCAGUGAGGAGCAUGCUCGCACUAGCAGCACCCCCUUAUACUUGCCAUUGGCUGCGCCCAUUUGGGCCAGCCCCAACACCACACCUUGCGCACAGCGAGAAGACCGUCGUGACCAGCAGCCCAGCAGUAGUUCCACUCUGGUCGUGAGGUUGGUGGAUGCGCGAACCGCCGACCUGCCCGAACCCUUCUCGCGCCCCACGGCAUGCUUUGCUGGCAGUGUUCAUGAUUCACGAUGGCUUUCCAAAUGCGGAACCAUACAAGACAACAUCGCGUCUUAA
Moesziomyces aphidis is the source of this 663-nucleotide messenger RNA. Lineage: Eukaryota; Fungi; Basidiomycota; Ustilaginomycetes; Ustilaginales; Ustilaginaceae. The record is from the annotation of a GenBank genome assembly.